AUGGAUGGGAAACUAGUGGGGAGAGAAGGGAUUGUUGUAGGAAAUGAAGGCAAACUUGGCAUUGAAAAUGGAGCGGUGGAAGUAGGAAGAGUUGGUUGUGGUAAUGUUGAUGGCAAUGGAGGAAUCGAAGUGGGAAGGGUGGGAAGAGUUGGUUUUGGAAAUGUUGAUGGCAAUGGAGGAAUUGAAGUGGGAAUGGUGGGAAGAGUUGGUUGUGGCAAAGUCGAUGGCAAUGGAGGUAGUCCCGUUGUUGGGAUAGGAAUAUUUGGAAUUUGA
Eruca vesicaria subsp. sativa (arugula) is the source of this 273-nucleotide messenger RNA. Lineage: Eukaryota; Viridiplantae; Streptophyta; Magnoliopsida; Brassicales; Brassicaceae. The record is from the annotation of a GenBank genome assembly.